CAAUCUAGUCCUUUUUUCAAUCUAGUAUAACUCCCUUUAAAAGAAAAAUAUCCAAAAUAUUUAAAUUAGCUCUUUGCACUAAAUACCAUAUACUUGCCUAAAACCUCAUAAAUUAGAAUGGAUAAAUUGCCAAAAUGUGAAGCAAACUACGUGGCCCUGACUCCCUUGACUUUCUUGAAAAGGGCCGCCGUCGUUUACUCUGACCGUAAGUCCAUAAUCUAUGGCCGCCUCUCUUUCACUUGGCGGCAGACUUACGAAAGGUGCUGUCGCCUUGCCGCCGCUCUCAAGUCCCUCAACAUCGCCAAGAAUGACGUGGUGUCGGUGUUGGCGCCGAACAUCCCGGCCCUGUAUGAGAUGCAUUUCGCGGUGCCAAUGGCGACAGCCGUCCUCAACGCCAUAAACACGAGGCUUGACGCCCGCAGCAUAGCCACCAUCCUCCGUCACUCGGAAGCCAAGUUUUUCUUCAUCGACCAGCAAUACAUCCCCGUGGCCCGCGACGCCCUCCGCCUUCUGACGGACGGUAACGCCACCAUGCCACUGGUGGUCGUCGUCGACGACAUGCUCUCCCCGACGGGCACCCGCCACGGCUCCUUCAAGUACGAGGACCUCAUUCGUCGAGGCGACCCGUCCUAUGGCCCUGAGGAGGUGUCGGAUGAGUGGGACCCAAUCGCCCUCAACUACACAUCGGGGACCACGUCGUCCGAGCCCAAGGGUGCGGUGUAUAGUCACCGUGGCGCCUACCUCAGCACACUCAGCCUGAUCAUCGGAUGGGGGAUGGGGCCGGAGCCAGUCUACCUGUGGUCCCUUCCCAUGUUCCACUGCAAUGGUUGGACCUUCACCUGGGGUGUGGCAGCCCGCGGAGGCACCAACGUCUGUAUCCGCAGCACCACCGCCAACGAAAUUCACGAGAACAUCUCUCUCCACAAGGUCACCCACAUGUGUUGCGCCCCGGUCGUCUUCAACAUCCUGCUGGAAGACGUGCCCCGUCGAACGCCCGCCCUUGUCGAGGUCCUUACGGGUGGGGCCUCGCCCCCGGCCGCCCUCAUUGAGCGGGUCGAGGGGCUUGGCUUCCACGUGACCCAUGCGUAUGGCCUAACAGAGGCGACGGGCCCUGCGCUGAUCUGCGAGUGGCAGGCUAGGUGGGAUCGCCUAGGGCGAGGGGACCGUACGAGGCUCAAGGCAAGACAGGGGAUCAGCGUGCUGACUCUGGCAGACGUAGACGUGAUCAGGGCUGGAGGGAGCGUCCCGCGUGAUGGGAGGACGGUGGGGGAGAUCGUGCUAAGGGGGAGUGGUGUGAUGAAGGGGUACCUGAAGAACGAAGAGGCCACUCAGGAGGCCUUCCGAGGGGGCAGCGGGUGGUUCCACACUGGUGAUGCUGGGGUGGUCCACCCAGAUGGGUACGUGGAAAUCAAGGACCGGUUGAAGGACGUGAUCAUAUCGGGAGGGGAGAACAUAAGCAGCGUAGAGGUGGAGGCAGCAUUGUAUGAGCACCCGAUGGUGGUGGAGGCGGCGGUGGUGGCGAUGCCACAUCCAAGAUGGGGGGAAAGCCCAUGCGCCUUCGUGAAACUACAGAAAGGGGAACCAGAGGUCAAUGAAGCGGAGAUCGUGCGGCACUGCCGGGAGAGGCUGCCGGGGUUCAUGGUACCAAAGAAGGUGGCAUUCGUGGAGGAGCUACCCAAGACGUCCACUGGGAAAGUACAGAAGUUUCAGCUGAGGGAGCUAGCCCGGAACUUUACCGACGUCUUGCGGUCAUCACUUCCCGAGGACAAUGAGAAUGGUGGUCCCUCGGCAAGCUCAUCGCAUCAGAAUCAUGAGGACUGGAUUUUUGCUAUGUCU
Messenger RNA from Striga asiatica, 1836 nucleotides. The record is from the annotation of a GenBank genome assembly. Lineage: Eukaryota; Viridiplantae; Streptophyta; Magnoliopsida; Lamiales; Orobanchaceae.